This is a messenger RNA of Coffea eugenioides, 621 nucleotides long. RefSeq names its product serine carboxypeptidase-like 51. Gene Ontology annotation, biological process: proteolysis. The coding region runs from base 1 to 621 and encodes 206 amino acids. The record is from RefSeq and is a predicted model, not a curated record. The transcript is spliced from 5 exons. Lineage: Eukaryota; Viridiplantae; Streptophyta; Magnoliopsida; Gentianales; Rubiaceae. Gene Ontology annotation, molecular function: serine-type carboxypeptidase activity.
AUGGAAAGGUCAGACAUUGUUUCUCUUCUUAUGGUUCUAUUUCAGGUGGGAAUAGCCAUAGUAGUUGGAAGUCAAGAUGGAUCAGAAGCGUGGAGAUAUGUUCAAGUCAGACCAAAGGCUCACAUGUUCUGGUGGUACUCAUGGUUCGCCAUAUCAGCCGAUACUAAUACAUAUCAGCCGAGUCGUAACCGGAACGGAGGGGACCGAUACGAUACCAAUCCACGAAUCGCGGAUAUUACCAUAUCCAUGACGACUUGCUCUGACUCGGUCAAUAUUGGUCUAUUCGAAUCCGGUGCUUCAGGAGUUGGAUUUGGUUGCAUAAUGUUGGUGAAUAAUCACAUCAGCAUCCAUGCUGUUUUUCAAACUGAAAUGGGAUUUUCCUACAGGUUUUUUCUUGAUUAUCCAGUUGAAACAUGUUACAAUUUUGUGAAAAACGUUAAAAACACCACAUUAUUUGUGAAGACUGAUGUGGAGGCUGCAAAGGAUGGAACUAAAUUCUUGAUUGAAUUUUUCAAUAGGAAUGAGACCCUCCAAAAGAGUCCUCUAUAUAUUGUGGCUGAGUCUUAUGGAGGCAAAUUUGCCAUUACUCUGGCUUUAUCUGCUUUAAAAUUAAGCUAUUGA